AGCCGUGGCGGUUGGCUCCGUCCCGCCGUUCGGCGUGGAGCCGGUGAUGGUUGAGGAGGCCUUGGCAGCUGCAGAUCGACAGCAGGCCUCUCUCCGAACUCAGGUCACGCUGCUGAAGCAGUCUCAUGUGGCUGCCCAGGAGGAGAUCACUCGACUGCGGGGCUUGUUGGCACAGAGGAACGUGAGCGUGCCUCCCAUUGCCCACUUCCCCAACCGCCGGCGGCCGGAGUCCUUCUAUGUGGGCGAUGCCGCGGAUCCGGACUCGGACCGCAGUAGCGCCAGUAGUUGUCCCGGCGCGCCGGAGCCGCCGCUGGGAUCGUCCUCACCACGGCGCUGUGCCGAACACGUCCCAACUGCUGACACCAUAGGUGAUUCUGAUUGGGUCUCCUUCGACAUGGUCGCCACUUUAGUGGCCGGUCCUUCUGUCGACCGCAUCGGAGUGGGCUUCCUGGCGUUGCCACCGGUGCCGCUGGUGGUGAAGCGCGUGAGGGAUGCCCCAGGGGGUCUUCAGCUUUCUUCCCGGCUCGCGGUUCGGAACAAAGGAACGACGUCCGUCACCAGAGGAUCAUGGGCUGACCAGCAAGGCAUCCGCUGUGGCGACGAGUUCAUGUCAGUGGACCGCAAGCGCUCACGGGCCUUUACCUCCAAAGACUUCACCGAAACGAUGAAGAAGCGGCCCUUGCAGAUCAAGCUCCGGCGCACCGCCCGGAAGGAGGGAGCGGAGGCCGUGGCCGAGCUCCGAGCCUUUGGCGCCGAGGACGUGAUCGUGGAAGAACGUAGCGAGUCGGAGGAGGAUGAGGAGGAGGAAGAAGAGGAAGAAGAAGAGGAAGACGAGGAAGAUGACUCCGAAAUUGAGGAGAUGGGCCCAGAGAGGGCAAAGGAGGUGGCAGAAAAGCUGGCCCGCGAGGUGCAGGAGAAUGCGAUGAAGGACCUGGCGAGAGAAAGGCGCCGCUCCAGCGAGUGCGGCCUCGUGCGGCGCAACUCCACCGGCAGCGACGCGGUCGAGAGCCGCCGGAGCCCCUCCGUCGAGAGCUCGAGCCGCCGCUGCACCAGCCUCGAGCGGCGCCACUCCACCGGGGACUUGGAGCGUCCGUCGCUGGAACGCUGGGAAGCCCUCAAGGCCGACGCCGAAGGGAGCCCCAGCACGGCCGUGAGUACCAGUGUCGACUCAACACCCACGGACGCACGUGCGUGGCAGGGCUUUGUGCCGAAGGGUGCGGAGGAUGCUGAAUUCUUUUGAGUGACCCUGAAAAACUGGUGAGACACUCACCAGUGGAUAAUGCGAUCCGUGUCGUGUGCCUGGUGGGAAGCCUCACGUGCUA
This is a messenger RNA of Durusdinium trenchii, 1322 nucleotides long. NCBI's taxonomy places the organism in Eukaryota, Dinophyceae, Suessiales, Symbiodiniaceae. The record is from the annotation of a GenBank genome assembly.